Molecule: messenger RNA, 35422 nt
Organism: Xyrichtys novacula (pearly razorfish)
Lineage: Eukaryota; Metazoa; Chordata; Actinopteri; Labriformes; Labridae
Source: the annotation of a GenBank genome assembly
GGGAGUUGCACUCUGGUGAGCCGAGAGGCGACGGAGCUGUCAAACAGCAGCACCAACGGUCUGAUACUUUAUCCCGGGCGGUACGAAAAAAAAAAAACAUCUUACAGUCCUCUUUUCUGGAAGAACCAAGACAGAAACAACCCCGAGUUCACUUUGAGGAAUCAUUCGUGGAGCUUUUGAGCCGCUGUGUCCGCAGACUUCAUAUUUUACGAGUGUUGGUGUCUCUUGGCUCGAGUUUUGUUGACAAACUAGCCUCUCAGCUAAGUCCCCUGAGCUAGCUGCGUUUUCAACUUUGCUGCUUCUGGAGGCUCGCCUUGUCGUCUUUUAGGUCAGUGCUUCUCGGGAAAGGCAUGGCACCCAGCGUGGACUUUUCCUGCAAACAUCUCCACGACAUUAAAACAGGUUGGUUAUCUAAACUUCAUAAAAGAAGCACAUGCUAGUUCUAACUGUCGCUCCUUUGGUUUGUUUACAUUUUCGGUGUGGCGUUCAGGUACACCACACCAACAUAACGAGCUAUUUCUUCUCAUCUACCUCUCUUUACAGCUCUGUAUGGGAUGUGAUUUUCUUCUUUUGCAGCAUUGACUCAUGAGGAGGUCAUGGUAUUCAGAUAAUGUGCAGUUUUCCUCACUUAGCUUACCUUAAGUACUCGUUCAUUACUUUAAACCCCUGAAGAAUGACGGGUAUGCAGCAGCAGCUCACAUAUCACGGCAGUUAAACACAAUAGAUCAUGGUCAGAUAAGAGGCUUCUGUUCAGUUUGGUUGAAUGUGACCUUGCUCAUAUGCUUGACACAGAUUCAUCUCAAAGUAAACUGAGAUCUCAUAAUCAUUUUAUCUGGAGAAAAAGGGAUAAGAGAUAACAUUAAAAUCAUAGUUUACUGCAAGAUCAUUUAAAAAAUAUUAUUAAUGGCAUAAACAAUAAAUAACAGAGAAAUAUAACAACACAAAUCAAACAAGAUAAUGUUUAAUUCAGUGUGAUUAGUUCUUCUAUUUUCUGUGUCAGUGGUACAUUCUUUCUCUAUGAAUAAAUAAUUGUUUCUCACAGACACUCACACACACGCCCAUUGAAUACCUCUGGUCCUUGAGAGACACCCUGCUGCCUGCUGCAACCUUUCAUUAUAACAUCACUAAGUUUUGAUUUACUGUUGACAUUUUCUAUUAGCCUGUAAUCCACUGAGAUGCAGCUGGAUACUCUUCAGGCCCCCAAACUACUGUAAAAAAAACAGAAAACAUGUGGCCUGAGGCUGCUUUUGAAAUGUCCCAUCUGUUUUGAAGUAGCAUCAGGCCACAUUUUACAGACCCAAAAUAAGGCCGCCUUUUAAAAUUCCACCCUUUUUUCGUGCACAGUCUCUUUGCUGUGGUGUUUUAAAUGCGUGCCCUUUGGAUACGAAGGCAACUGGGAGUUGUUCGGUUACAAAUAUAGUUAUGAACACUGGCAGCUAGCCAAUGUUUUUUCUAAUCACUUGCCUCCUAAUGAAAAACCAGCAGCGUGGGCCGCCGAGGGUUAUCAAAUUGCUGAACAUUGUGGGACUGUGUAAUUGAUUUUGUAGGUUAAAGAAGGGGAGUGGAUUCAGUGUUUCAUUGAGAAAAAUUUUCAUAUAACAAUGAGACACUAUUAGGAUUAGGGCCCGACUGAUAUGGAUUUUUUGGGGCCGAUGCCAAAUAAUAGGGGUGGGGGGGAAUCCGAUUACCAAUUAAUCGGCCGAUUUUUAACAUUUUUUUAUGAAGUUGUAAAAAAAAUAUACAUACUGUAGGCUACUGCUCUUCAUGCCGACAGGAAGACGGACUAAUCAAACUUGGACCAGAGAAGCGUUUUCAACUAAUUCCUAAAAUAUUGGCGCAAAUUGGCGAGUUUUGGCCGAUUAGUCUCAAACGUGCUAAAAUUGUCUGAUUUAAUCAGCUCGCUGAUAAAUCGGUUGGGCUCUAAUGAGGAUAUUACAGAGUCUGCCAUGAGGGGAUGUGAUGAUAUUGAACUGUGUCUGCAUGACGAUAUCAAAACAAAAUUUAAAGGUACAGUAUGUAGAAAUAUUAAGGAAUGGCAGCAGUCAUAUUUUGACUUUAAACGCUACCUUUACUUUUGAUAUAGAUAUGAUCCCCUGUUUGUUGAUUUUUUUCCAUCAGAAAUAUCCAAUGAUACAAAUAACUGGAGUUUGCAUGUUCUCCCUGUGUCUGUGUGGGUUUACUCUGGUUUCCUCCCACAUCCCAAAAACAUGCAGAAGUGGGGUCAGGUUAAUUGGCCACUUUCUAAUUGCCCGCAGGUGUGAAUGUAAGCGUGGAUGGUUGUUCGUCCACAUAUAUAAGCCCUGCGAUGAACUUACAACUUGUCCAGGGUGUCCCCUGCCUUCGCCCGAAGAUGCUGGGAUAGGCUCCGGCCCCCCUGCGACCCCUAACAGGAAUAAGCGGUAGAAAAAGGAGGGAUGGAUACAAAUUACUUUUCUUCUUCUUCAUCAUCAUCUCUUAACUUCUCAAUUUUGUUCUGUUACCCACCAAAUAAAAUAGUGCAAGAUGGCAGCUUCUCCUAUGUGGAUAUAAAAGGCUCAUUUUAAGUUUAUUCAGAUGAUUGCUCACUAACUUCAACAUACCUAUGAAUAUUAUCUCCCAUUAUCACUAAAUGUUAAAUUCUACACUGCACCUUUAAAACAAUCCAAGAGACUUCAGUUCAAAUAUCAUUUUAAAGACAUUUGGAUGAAAGACAAUGUGUCCUUUGUUGUGAGGGGAAGAAAUAGAUCUUUUGUUGUUCACUCAUGUUUAAAUGCAAAACUCCUGUCAAGCUACUGUCUCUUUUAAGUGCCAGGCUGGGCCUAUUGUGUUCCCAGGGUGUUUUACCUCAGAGCAGCAUUGUUUACAAGGUAAGGUUUGGUCAUGACCCACCUAUCUGAGAAAUUCAAGGUAUUUCUGCAACACCGAUUUAUUCAGAAGUAGGUAAUUAUCAGGCUUUUCUUGGCUGCAUGCCUUCAUCUACCUGGCACCGUGAUGGACACAAUGACACAGACAUGUCAUGGGGAUUUCCAAAUAGAGAUGAAUGUCCUCACUCUGAAUUCAUACUGAAUAGUUGAGCAUUGUAUUUUUAUAUCAGUCAUCAUUAACAGAUCAUUACACACCUAUAGAGGUGCCUUUAAGCACGUGGUUGAUGUAAUGUCUCUGUGGUUGGGCUGGUUGAUGAUUAAUGAUGUGACAUUUAGUCUGUUUUAAAUUUGGACCAUCAGACAAUGUUGAAAUUCUUUUAAAGGGUCAGUAUGUUGCUUUAGGCUUAUAAGAUCAUCCCAAACAGAGUUAACAUUUUAGUUCUGCUUUAGACUUAAACAAAAAAUUGCAGGAAGUCUGUGUUUAGUCAUUAUCAGCUGCUUUUACGUAGGUGUGUGGUUGCAGAAAUCCGAAGAGAACCAAGACUGACCUGAUAUCUCACCAGCAAACCUAUCUUUGUCUUUUCCACUUAACAACGUAGAUGAAAUAUGUGCCUCUGUUUUCCCUCCUGGACAGGAAACCUGCUGAAAUCAGAAAGGAAAAACCUCGGCCUGGCUUGCAUUUUUCUUGGCAUGUGCACUUUCUUUCUGUUCUACCAUUUUUAACCAGGCAUAAAAUCGAGUGUCAUUGGGGAAAAAAAGGAAAGCAGAGGGUAAAAAGCCUUUUAAGGCCGUGGCCGGGACAGAGAAUGAUGUCAGAAGUAGUCCAGUGGGUGCGCAGUAACUCACAAGGAUUCUCAUGUCUGUGAUGUAAUGCUAACGGACCACGGAAGAAUCUAUCUGUGUCAUCUCAGAGCUGUUUUUAGGAUCUGAUCUUAUGAGACCCCUCCUGCCUAAGAUUGACUUUUGUGUUCCUGCUGAGCUCUAAUGUAGGUCACUAAAGAGGAUUCACUUCAGACCUGCAUUACUCUCACUUUUUGCCUCGAUUCCUCAUAUUGAGAGGAACACUUUUCACCCAAAUAUCCUGGUUAUUUCUUGUGCAGACAAAUAACGCUGUAUGGGGGAUGGAAAUCUCAGCAGAGUACACAAUGACAGGCCUUGUGGUAGUAAAAGUGUGGUGUGUGAAGGCUGCGUGAACUUAAUGGGUCUUUUUUAUGACAGGCAUGAACUCGUAGUGGGUCGAAAGUACUUAAAGGAAUACUUCAGCCACAAAGGAGAAGUUAGUCAGUGUUUACUUUCUGUUAUUACAUUAAAAGAGCAGGUUCGCUCUUGCACAACUCUUUGUCAGACUCAACACACAGUUUAAAUAGAGAAGGAGAGGGAUGGGAUGCUGCUGAAAAUAACUAAAUUACAUGUUUUGACGCACAAAGUAAUGUCUUUUAAAGGUCAGACUUUUCCUAACUUUGAGUAAAAACCUCACAGAGUUUCAGUUUAGGGCAGUAAUGAGAAAAAAUCCAAACGUCAAGGGACCGGAUCUGAAAUAAAUCUGAUCCAAUUGGUGUAUCUGUUAUUGGUGAUAUCGUGGAUGCAGCUGAUCAUAUGCAGGGCUUGAAUCCAUGCCAGUAUCGUAUCGUAUCGUAAAUAUUUUGAAUCAUAUCAUAUGAUAUCAUAUUGAAUAAGAUCCUGUCGUAACAUAUCAUAUAAUGUCGAAUCAUAUCAAAUUAAAUUGUAUGAGAUCGUAUCUUAAUCGUAUCAUAUUGCAUGAUAUUGUACCGUAUCGUAAUCGUAUGGUAUAAGACUGUAUCCUAUCUUAUCGUAUAAUAUCAUAUCAUAUCAUAUCAUAUCAUAUCAUAUCAAAUUGUAUGAGAUUGCAUUGUAUCGAAUUGUAAUCGUAUCAUGUCAAAUUGUAUAAGAUCAUAUUUUAUCAUAAUCGUAUUGUAAAAGAUUAUAUUGUAUCGUAUCAUAUAUGAAAUUGUAUGAGAUUGUAUUAUAUCAUAAUCGUAUUGUAUAAGAUCAUAUCGUAUGGUACCAUUUCAAAUUGUAUGAGAUCGUAUCGUAAUCAUAUCAAAUUGUAUGAGCUCAUAUCGUAUCAUAAUCGUAUUGUAAAAGAUUAUAUUGUAUCGUAUCAAAUAUGAAAUUGUAUGAGAUUGUAUUAUAUCAUAAUCGUAUUGUAUAAGAUCAUAUCGUAUGGUACCAUAUCAAAUUGUAUGAGAUCAUAUCGUAAUCAUAUCAAAUUGUAUGAGAUCAUAUCGUAUCAUAAUCGUAUUGUAUAAGAUUGUAUUGUAUUGUAUCAUAUAUGAAAUUGUAUGAGAUCGUAUUAUAUCGUAACCAUAUUGUUUAAGAUCGUACCGUAUGGUACCAUAUCAAUUGUAUGAGAUCGUAUUGUAUCGCAAUCUUAUCCUAUCAAAUUGUGUGAGAUUGUAUCGUAUUCGUAUUAUAUCACAUUGUAUGAGAUUGUAACGUAUCCUAUUGUACUGUAUCAAAUUUUACAAGAUCGUAUUGUAUCAUUUUAUAUCAUAAUCGUAUUGUAUCGUAUCGUGGUGUGAUGUGUCAGAUCGUAUCAGAUCGUAUCAUACUGUAUCUUAUUGUGCCUUGUGUUGUUUUGUAUCAUUUAACCCUCACCUGUUGAGCAGCAGAAUAACAAAAGAAACACUCAUGACUGUGUGUUUUCUAAUCCAGAAACAAAUCUUAGACACACUGGUUAAAUUAAAACUCACCUACAGAUCAGAACCCUUGAACCGUUCAGUAGAGGCGACCGUAUUCAUUGUUUUAUUUUCAGCUGAGCACAAGAAGCUAAAUGUCAUCGGUCAUAAAUGUUAAACCAAAACAUGGUUAAAUACUUAAGGGUAUUUUUUCUCCCGUCUCAGUGAAAACAAAUGUUUUACAUUGUUUUUCUCUCCAAGUAUUAGAGGAAAAAUCUUCAUAUCCAAAAAUAUUUCACUCUCAAAAGAGACAUGUCCUUGGUUACACUAUUUUUAGAAGUUAGAUAUGAAGGCCACAUUGUUUGUGAGAGUUAAAAAGACCUUUAGUAGUAGGCCUCCUUUCCUGUUACCCUUUGUACCCUGCUGAUUUUGUUUUGGAUGGCAGAAAGGACCAGGAUCUGAACUAUUCUUUGGCUAAUCUCCCAUAAUUGGACAAUCGGCCCUUAUUAUAGCCAUUAGAUUUGGGCCUGUUGAGCAAUAGUGGCUUGUCUGAUUCAUCCCAAGGCAAAACAGAGUCUACAGCCACAGCCACAGCUGCUAUUAUUAACAGGCCAAAACUUCAAGAAAGAAUAGCAUGGCAGCUUUUUUGUUUUUCUAUUGUGGGAAUGAAUGUGAUGGAUGUGUUUUGCCCCAACUCUGUAUCUUUAUAUGAAACUCCUCUGCUGUUAAAGUCCUCCCAACAAGAAACUGCAGAAGUGGCCUGAAAUGUUUCUGUCUUUCUGCUCCCUCCAGGUCUCAGAGGUCCCUCUAUACAUCUGCCAAAGAUGUGAAAUCACUCUUACCCCAGCUGACCCCUCAGUUACAAGCAGUGAGGCUCUGGAUGAGUAGGAAACACCUUGGAUCCGGUGCCUAAAGCGCAGUUUGAAGCUGCAGUAUAUGUGCGUGGCACAUUCUCUCCCAGGACUUAAACUGAGACGAUCCUGUGCUGCCGUGGAGUCCUGGGCCUCGUUCAAACAACGUAGUCCUCUUGACAUGUGGGUACAUUACAGGAAAAGGCCCAUACUACCCUCACUGGUGUCACCGUCUUCCACAUCACCAUGGACCGGAAUAAACGCAACUCCAUCGCUGGGUUUCCCACACGAAUUGAACGCAUCAAUGAGGACAGAGAUGGUGUCGGAGGGGUAGGGGUCAGCGAGACGGGCAUGGGUCCUCCUCCACAGGUCAGUGCUUGUUUUUAUGACAUAGAGAAUGCAUGACUUAAGACAGGCAUGUGUAUAAGUAUGUAUUAAGGAGGGUUUCAUGUUACAGUUUGACUUUCUCCUUUUUUGGCUGGAUGAAAACAGAAAAGUAACAUGAAGACAUCCUGAUAUAAAAGCGAAACAGUCUCAUAAUUCUGAUCAAACCGAGUCUGUUCCAGUCUGUGCCACCCUUUUUGCUGCCAGGAGGAGAAAACACUGAUUCAUUAAGUGAGAGUUAAGGCCUCUCAGCUUUUUAGUGGAGCCUCCUGUCUGAUUUAUUUUUCACGGUCAGGAACGGCGCCAAGAGUGUCACGUAUAAAAAUGAAGAAAUAAUGUAGUGUGAAAAACAAAAGACGCCCACAGACUUAUUCAAUGCCUUAAAAAGUUAAAUAUUUAGAUUAUUUUGGCCAAAUUCGUUUGAUCAAAAUGGGUCAGCAUCUUUUUUUCUUUCUUUCUCUUUUAUUAAAGUAAAUAUUUUCAACCCUGAAUGCCUUUUUAACCCCAAGAGGAAGAUUUUUCUGUUGAGCAGGACGGCGGAUAGCUGAUAUAUAAGGUGAGAUAUAGCCGACAUACCCAUAAAAAUGCAGAGAUAGUACCUCAUAAACAUGCACGAGUGCAGGCUUGCACACGCACAUUUGUACCCUGAGCAGCUGUGGAUUCUGUGCCUUGUCCAACACUAAAUUUACGCCACAGUUCAUAAAAGUUUUGCUGAAUAACUUUACACUGUUCAUCUUUUUCUUAAGCCUGUCUGCGAAAAUUAUUCAGUAAAUGAUCAACCAACAAUAAGGCUUCUGAUUUUUUGGGUUCAAGUCUACUUGAGAGCUGAUUUCAUGUUUGAUCCUAAAGACUCGGGUUUGUGUUUUCUUUCUCUCUGAGUGAGUGAAAUCUUCCCAUCAGCCUGUUCAUAAUAAUGAAGAUGAAAAGUCGUCUUCAUCUGUUGAUACCAGUCUGUUCCUGUCCUCUCCAGGUGGGCAGGGUGUGGCCGUCGUCCUACAGAGCCCUCAUCAGUGCCUUCUCCUGUCUCACGCGCCUCGAUGACUUCACCUGUGAGUGGAUCGGCUCCGGAUUCUUCUCUGAUGUCUUCAAGGUGGGUGGAGAUCUUAUCAGCCUGAGCCGUCCCUGUUCACUCCUUGAUUUUCUCCUUCUUCACUUGUCGUCUGCCUCUUUUCAUCUCUUUGUUCGGCCCUGAGAUCUCAUCAUCUUUUUCGUCUUUGCGUGCCUCGCUCCUUCCAUCCAUGAUCCCAGAGUGGCUCAUAAUAGGUCAGACGGCCUCUCGGGUCGCACAUACUCUUCAGACCUCAGGACUGGUUUCUUCUUCCCUGCUACGUGACAAAAAUCAUGCAAGUGCCACUUGUGCAAUAGCUGAGAUAAGAAUAUGACUAAUAUAAAAGGGAACUUGUGGUGCACAGCUUUUACAAGUCGAAGACGUUUAUAUUUGAUUGAACUGCAGUUAUCCACUUAAUCUGGUCUCAUCUGGCUGAUCUGUUGCUGGGUAAAAGCCUGAUCUAUCUUCCUCUUUACCCACUAGUCUCCUUUCGACAUUUUGAGGUCAAAUUAGACGCAAUCACUUCAUAGACAUCACUUAAUAUGGGGAUGUGAACCGUGAUCCUUUUGUCCCCUCCUCCCCUCCGAGGCAUGCACGUCGCACAAGCUUCUUUGGCUUUACAGACACGAGUAAAAACUCACUUUAAACAACCACAAGCAGAGAGUUGAUUUCACUUCAUUUUGGCGGCGUUAAUAAGGCCGCCAGGACCGUGUGAAAUGUUGGCACGGCUCAUCUUGGCUUAGAUAAACAGUGUGAAAAGACGACACGUCCAGGAAAGGAGCUGAGAAUAAAUAAUCAUGGCCUCGAUGGACUGAGAGCAUCUUCUGCAGAGUUGGUUUGCAGUGAUUGGACAGCUGCUUUUAUUACAUUAUGAUAAUAGAGCUUUAGUUGGUAUGUAUGUCAGUUGUUUUACAGUAUUGUGUUUAUGUAAGUCUGAAUGUAACGCAGAAACAGGGGGACACAUUACUUGUUGUAUCAUCUCAUGUGAUUACUUUUCCUUUCACUCUGUGUGUUUUUCAUUUCCAAUGUUCUUAGCCCACAGCAACAGCCUCUCUAUUUCACUUCCAUGUUAACAGCAGGUUCGUAUUGAGCUUGGAGUCUAUUUUGAAAUCCAGUUUCCAUUCAGUCCUCUCUCAGGCUUCUGCUCGGGUUGGGCUGAUUGAUUAAACUGCUGACGGCGUCUGUCAGCUGACGGCGGUGAAUGAGGGUUGUGGAUGAGGUGAGAAAAGUCCCAGGGUGGAAAUUAAGGCACAUUUUAAUUUGUAUAAACCAGCUGAGAAAACAAACAGGUAACUUGUGCAAAUUCACCGAUAGCGUCAUCUGUGUUUGACUCAGUCCACGUAGCAAAACUUUUUGACCAGUUUUUACUCUAUAAAAGAUAAAACUUUGGUCGUUAACUCUCAUUACAAAUCAGUCAGACAUUUUAUAUCACUGUCAUUCUCUCAUGGUCUUAAUGUUGAGGGCAUUGCAGCGUAUUUAUAACUCACGCACUUGCAAGUGUGUGAACUUCAGCGCAGCAAAAAUAAAAGAGCAGCGGUUUUAGUCGUAGCACUUUGUUGGUGCUGAGGGUAAAGAGUUAAAUUUGAUGCCAGCAGCAUAUCUAAAAACAGUUGGGCCAGGCGGAUGUUUACUAUUGUGUUGGAGCGCCUCUUCUUUUAGAAAUACUCUGUAAACAUUUGGGGACAGAGGAGGCUAGUUUUCUGGCGUUUUGAAGGUGAACUUUUGCAGCCUCCUUCGUUGUAUUUUUCAUCCCAUGAUGCACCAAAUGUUUUUACUUCACAGAUAAUAGAAGUUAUCUGAACCCCAUGCAGUGAUUUCCACUACAGAGUCAUGCCUGUUUUUUUUUUUAAUGCAGGGCUUCCUGAGAGCCUAAAAAUAAUGGCCAUCCAGUUCUGAUUUAAGCCUUGUUGAACUAUUAACUAACACAGUCUCUCUAAAAAAAAGUUUAGGACGCCCCGUUUUAUAACCAAUCAUGUUACCAACUUGUUGCUUAUUAGAAAAACUAAGUGAUGCUUUUUAUCAUUGCACUUUUUGUUGUCUUUUUUCAGCCUUUUUUUAACAUGGCAUUGGCGUCCAGUUCAAAAUGUGUAGGAGUGGGAGAGAAAAUCAAUAAAGCAUAGUAUCGUGAUAUUUUGUCUGGUGAUAUAUCGUAUCGUCUCAUUAACCAAGUAUAGAUUUUUUUCAAAUUAAUUGCUAAUAUGAAGCCAAUUCUAUGAUAAUGGAAAAAUAAAAUCAACUGUUUGUCCAGUGAGGUUGGCAGAGGUGACAUAAUAGAGCAGGAGAAGUUUAGUACAACAAAUAUAGCAAGAUAACAGCUACAUGAAAAUAAAAUACUGUGUAAAUAAGACAAACAUAACGGCAAGACAAAUUCUAAAGUGGCUCAACAGUUGAAAAAUUUGUAUAAAUUGCAAUAUAUUGUAUCACAAUACUCACUUUAUUGCAAAAUGUUAAAAAUUGCAAUAAUAUCGUAUCGUGGCACAAGUAUCGUGAUAAUAUUGUAUCGUGAUAAUAUAUCAUGGCACAAGUAUCGUGAUAAUAUUAUAUUGUGGCACAAGUAUCGUGAUAAUAUUGUAUCAAGAUAAUAUCAUAUCAUGGGGCCACAGGUGAUUCCCGCUCCUAAAAAUAAGCUUAUAUUUUUCAACAAACACCAAAACUUCUCGAUUUCACUCUUAAAUAUGAUGUUUUUGUUCUAUUUUGAAGGAACUUUGUGGGUUUUGAUCAACAUUUUUCACAUUGGGGUUGUAGAAAUUCACAUGAGGCAAUAAAAAAUUUUACUCAACCACUUUAAACACAAUUAAACAGAAACCCUGUAAAAUUACAAACAAUAAAACGCAACAAAACAAACUUUUAUUGUCACUUAAGUUAACUUGUUAUUCACGCAUGAGAGAAAUGAUCCGAAGCAGCGAGUUCAUGCAUGUUAAUGUUGGCUUACCCUGUGGCACGCAAUAUGAGCUUGGUUCAAGGGAAACGCCAACAGUUGGAUCCUGAAUCUGUACUUGUCAGGUAUUUAUUUAUGAAAAGGAGAAUUUUAGAGAUUUUGAUUGAUGGAGCUUUAACGCUGCCUCUGUGAUCUAAAUCUGGGGUGGACCUUCUGGGUCCGUAUUAUCUCCACCUGCUAAUGGGACAAAAUCAAAAUUUCCACCUCACCUGAUCAAGAUAAACACCCUUGCAUGGACCGUGCUGCCUGUGCACAUGCCAAUAACCACCUUAGCCUGUUGUUGGGUAGUGGAAAUAUCUUUUAAUACUUUUUUGGCUGUGAGAAGGAGGAAUGCAUAGGUAAACAGAGAGAGAGAAGAGGAAAUGGAGCAGAAUGAUGAGACGCCUGAAGGCACGGAGAAUGACAGACAGGGAGAGGAACAAAAAGGUGGUGAAAUUAAUGGCGAUGGAGGUUGAGGCUAAGAGGAGGAGGAACCAGACGAGGGGGAAAGGCUUUUGAUGCUAUAGAACUGGGUUGGCAAGACUUUUGAAGAGGGGUGAAAAAUGGAGGUUGAGAGGAGGUUUUUUUUAGAGUUUAUGGAUGAGAAGUGUUGGAGAAGAAGGUGAUUUAGAGGCUGUGUCCAGCCUGGGCAACAGGGUGGGGGAGCUGAGAGGAGGGCGGUGGGGCAAAAACCCUGCGGGGUAUGGCUCCUGAAACACGCACUUUAAAAAAUGAAAAUAUAUCACGGAGGUAAGUGUGGAUGAUCACAGAGCAGAAAAGCAGCAGGGUGAAAGAGAAAAAGAAGAACUUGGAGUUGCUUCGGGGAAGAUGAGGAUUAGGGAUGACAGUUCGUUGGAGGCCACAGCGAGGAGGAGAAAAAAAGAGGGGGAUCAGGACCAAAUGCAGAUGGGGGGAUGUGAAGAGUGAGGAAAAGGGGGGGUCAGAGGAGGAUAGACGGAUGUGGGGGAGGAGGCCCUCAGAGGAGUGGCCAUCUGUUGUUUCUGCUGUCCUGCGGUGGAGACUGUCGGCUCUUCUAGCCAGGCCCCUUCCUUUGAACUUGAACAGAGCCAUUUUUGUGUCUGUAUGAAUGAGACGGAGUAAGAGAGGGGGAAGGUACCCUGAAAACCCCCACGGUCUGAACCAAGAUCCAUCGUCUGCUUAUACUUAUUCUGCUAUACAUAGAUUUUCUGGUAACUAUAUGGAAUAUGUGGUUAUAAUAUUCGAUAUUGUGGUACUAAUCUGAAGUGAAAAAGUAAACAAAUAGUUGAAGACUGUGAAUCCAGUGUUUGUCUAAAUGAUGAAGGUGUUAUUUCAGUGAGAAGUGAAGCAGAUUAGGUGUGUUUGCAGCUCUAAUUUGACUAAAUGCAGCUCUCUUUUGCAUGGUUUUGCAUGGCACUUGACUUCUCAUCUGGCGCUCUUGAUAACGUGUGAAGAAGCUCUCUGUAGCUGAAGCCCGUCUAUCUAUAAACCCUACCAGAUUAAAACCUGCAUCAUGGUCUAAGUAUAUUUCUGCAGUCAGGAAGUGAGUUUGCAGGCUGGUAGGUAACUGUGUUUGCAGCAGCUCAGUCAUUUGAUGUGCUGUCUCCUGUGGUUUGCUGGUUGAUAUUUCCCCAUAUACACCAGCGCAGUCAGAAGAGCUCAUGUUCUUGGUAAUUAGUGCACUGUGUUGUGGUUUUCUGUAAAUACCUCAGGUCUCUUUAUAACUUUGAAGAGAUGCAGCAUGGGGCUCUGUGUACUUGAUAGUUACAGUUACUGACAAAUGAUUAGCAUUCGCUCUAGAUGCCAAAUUAAAGGUGUUAGACACUUUUUUGGCAACUGUGUAAUAACUGCUUGUUCUUAUUUGGCAUAAGCGCUUUUUUGCACAGACAGUUUUCGGAGUUAGACAAAUUUAUUGUUGUAGUUUUGUUUUUGAAGGCCAAAUCUAGAAAUAUGUAAAAAUUCACAGACACAUUUAAAACACAUCAGCAUGACAUCGGUAUCUGCAGAUAUGAAAGUUUCCCACAUAUAAUAUUGGACAAUGAGUAAUAGAGUCCAGGAUUUGACCUGUUUUAUGCCUGUUUCUAAAUAAAUACAUCCUCACAAUCAAGAGGAACAAGAACAUUUUAUCACAGUUAGGCUAUGUUCACACAUAUCUGAUUUUUUCAUGGAAGUGUGAACAGUGCAAUUCUGAUGUUUUCAAAUCUGACCCAGGCCUCUUUUGUAUGUGGAUAUAAAUUGGAUGUGUAUCCAAUGUGACUACAGUGUGGGCGCUCAGGUCGCGUUCGUCCGACCAAUUCGUCAUCAAUAUGCGACAAACGUCACCAUUGUUCGACAACACAAACAGGCGUGGAAAGCAAUUUGUGCUCAAGCGGGUCAUUUCACGGGCGCAUUCCGUUCACAUUAGAUGCUGCAUUCGUUGUUGUAAUGUGAACGACCGCACAAAAAGAUCGGAUUUAACAAAAAAAUCUGAAUUGUGCAUCAUAACCUGAGGUAUGAGCAUAGCCUUAGGGGUGUCCUGAUACAACUUUGUGACUUCUGAUAUGAUACUGAUAUUGUAGCCGUCAAUAUUGACCGGCACCGAUAUUGAUCCAAUAACAAUGACAAGUUUUUCGCUCAGCUGCAAUGUCUUUUUCAGACUUAAACAAAGAAUACUGCCACACAGCUGACAUCACUCCUACUCCUCGGUACUUUGUUUGUACUUUAGUACACACUGUUGUUGUGAUUUUGUGGGUUCAGCUCGCUGGAUCAGGGUGCUGCUCGGGAGAGUUGCCGGAGUGGAUUCUGGAAUGAACUGCUUGUAUCGGAGUGCUGAUAUUGGAAAUUUUAGAUGCAGGCCGAUAUAAUCCAAUUUUCAUUUUUUUGCUGAUAUCGGACAUCUGAUAUCAAUAUCAUAUUGGGACACUCCCAAUCACAAUAGAAACUUUUGGUUCUUUACAAUAAAUUUUAAAAAGUGCGUAUUUAUUGAUAUUGAUAUUACUGUUGGUCAAAAAGGAGUUGGAAUAUUGUCAAAUAUUCAAUAUCAUCCAUCCCUGUGUGAAGUAUAAUGAAAGCAGAAGAACCCGACCAAUAUGGAAACCCUCUCACUAACACUGAUACCUAUUUAUGGUGUAAAACAGUGACUGUAAUAUCAGAUAUGAGGCUGAUAAUGUUGAUUUAUAUGCUCGAGUUAAAAUAGACCCUCUUUAUUAUGGUGAUUUCAGGUGUAGAGCUUAAGACUGAGCUUUCUUGAUGCUUUUUUGAACAUUGUGUUUUGAUUAUUAUCUUUACACUUUUGUUUGCACAAGUUUGAUAUGUGUGCAGCAGACAGCGCUGAGAGUAUUCUGUUGUUUUUGCACCAAAAGGGGAACCGGUUGUAUUUGCAGAACGAUACUGAGUCCAGUUUUUUUUUGUUGUACAUACAGUGAAUAUGAUUUAGUUUAAUAAUGAUUCCCCCUGCUUUGAGAAGCCAAACUGUUUCGCUUCUCUUCCUGCAGUCACGUGUGUGCAACACUGUUCACUUCUGCAGGAUGUGUUUGUGCGUUGACUCGCCUUCCACCCAGGGCAUGCUGGGAAUGACUCCAGCUGACCGUGGAAGGAUGGAUAGACAGAUGCAUGGAUGGUGAUGCCAACAUGAUCUAACAACUGGAUGGAAACAAAAAUCCCAAUAAUAGAGAAUUGAUUGUGGAGCUCUGGAUUGACAAAUGUACUUAGUCAUGGCUUGUCAGGCGAGACUGACCUCAUUUCAGUUCUCUUUUCUGUGCUGUCUUCCUUUUCUGUUUCCUCUGUUUUCUUGCUGUGUGGGACAAAUUAUCCAUAAAAAAGAGCACAUUUCUGACAGUUUAAGGUCACACUGACACAAACAGAAAUCAACGCACCGUCCACAUUUUUGCAGCUACCAGAAGAAAGUUCACCUUGGGCAAAUAUCAGGAUUAAUCCUUUGUUUAGGUUCGCUCUCCUCUUCUUGAAACAUGAGACCUUUGGUUUGCUUUACAGGUUCGCCAUCGAGCGUCAGACCAGGUCAUGGCUUUGAAGAUGAACAAGCUGAGCAGCAACAGAGCCAACAUGCUGAGAGAGGUCCAGCUAAUGAACCGGCUCUGUCACCCCAACAUACUCAGGUUAGUAACACCCUGAAUCAUGCCGAGUUACAAAAAAAAAGUACACCUUUAAAUGCACCUUUAUGUCUGACUUGAUUAUCUUUUAUUAUAAGCUACAUUUUGAAAACCUAGAAUUCUCCUUGCACUGAUUAUUUAUAGAGAUUUCACCAUAAGCUAAAGACCUUUCUGUUGUUUUCUUGCAACAUCUGCCUCCUUCAGUUAAUUAGCACACAUAAUGCCUCUGUGCGCCUCCUUCUCUGCCCCCCUCCUCCUUCUUUAACUUGCUCAUGAGUCUGUGGUUAUGACCUGUUUCCUUUGGGGUUGGACAGAAACUGUGUCAAACACAGAGCCACUUCACGAUGUAUUUUCUAAACUGCCAGCUCCUGUUAGAGCUGCUGCAGACGCCCCGAGGCCAAAAGCAAAGAAGGCCCUCACUGUCUGAAGACGAGGGCUGUAGACAAUCGUGUUGUUUUUUAGAGAUUACGGUCAACAAGUAUUUGAAGAAGCAAAACACGACACUGUGAUGUAUUUUACACCUGACUCUGUGGUCUGGGAGUGAGACUUCUUUGUGGUCAGUCACUAUCUCUGGAGGAGUUGGACAAAAUCAACCAUUUCAUAAACUGAUCAUGUUGUGCACACGGCUUAUAAGCAUCUCCCAAAACACAAGUAAGUAAGUAAACUUUAUUUGUAUAGCACUUUUCACAGACAAGAGAGUCACAAAGUGCUUCACGUAGACCAAAAUAAAAAGAUGCACAUACAAAUUAAAAGGCCAAGACAACAACAUUUAAACAGUCAUAGUAGCCUCAAAAACAAUUAGACAAAAACCUGAGCAAAUAAAUAAGUUAUGAGUUGGCUUUUUAAGGAGUCAGCAGAAUCAAUUAAGCGCAGAGAGAGAGGAAGAUCGUUCCAAAGUCUGGGGGCAACAGCCUGGAAGGAUCGGUCUCCUCUGGUCCGAAAACGAGCGCGCAGAACCAUCAGUAGAUUCUGAUCCACGGACCUCAGAUAUAGGAUGGAGCCUGACCAUGCAAGGCUCUAAAAGUUAGGACCAGAAUUUUAAAGUUGAGCAGUUAAUAAACAUGCCGAAACCAAAACCAGAACUAUCUGAUUACUUAAUCUAGUUUUUGCUAAUCUGGUGAUCUUGUGGCUGUUAUAUAAAGUUAACAGAGAACUUCUUCUUCUAAUCAUCCGCAUUAAACAGUUUGACAUUUUAAGCUUUGGAUGAAAUGAAGAUAUUCUUCUAAAGUUGGUUAAAAUAAACCUUUAGCAGCAGUGAUAUGAACAAACAUGUUUUUCUGAACUCCUAUUUUGAGUUUUUAACUUUUGUUUUCGAUCGUACCCAAAAGACACAUUACACAACUGCAGCACAUUCAAAACAAUGAAAGCACUAUUAAUGCACUUCUAGGUAUUACUUAUUUAUAGAGCGUUAAGUGUUCGAGUUCGUUGAGAGCUUAUGGGCAAAUUAGAGGUCGUAUAAACCCAAGAGGUUUUUUAGACUUUAAGGAAACAGUCUUUGACACAAACUCAUAAUGUUAUAUAUUUAGGUCUGUUCUGUUGGUGACUUUAGCUUCUGUUAAUCUAGCAUUUGCUCGAUCUGAGAUUUUAAUCAUGUAUGUUUGUAGCUCUUUAUGAUGUCUCAUCUUCACCUGAAAGUAUUUAAGAGCUGCUAAACAAAUAAAGUGGCCUUGUGUCGUGUUUUAUAGCAGGAAAGGGAAAAGCCGGUCAACAAAAUAAAACAAGUUGACGACGCCAUGUGUCUACAACGCCCUGAAAUCCCUGUCAGGGCGUUGCGGUGGAAAUCGAAUACUGUUGGUUGCUCGUUUUUCUUCUUUUGAGCCUUUUUUUUCUCUCCUCUCCAGGCUCUUUAGUGUUUGUGAACAAGCACAUACAUGCAUACAUUUCUCUGCAGCUCUGCGUGUGUGUGCAUGCGCGUGUGAACUUGCACACACACACAGACACACACACACAGAUGCAGAGUAUCUUUUACAAUGCCAUCUUUGUUGAGCACGUCUAGAGGAUUGUGUGUGUUAACAAGCAGACACUGAGGGGGUCAUUGUUAACUCGAAUCCAGCAAGAACCCACAAAGUUGACCUUUUCAUUGCGCUCAGAUUUACGAGGCCUUGAGCUCUGCUGGUAAACAAAGUCGGUUCAUAUGCUGCUCUGCACACACAUUGUUUUACUUAAGGUGAAGGGGUGCAUGCUGCUCACUGGGUUAAGGACGUUUCCAACCUCGCAGGGUUUGGAGACUCUUACCGCCGACUGUUCAAAAGGAAGAGUUGAUGAGCUCGAGGUGGAUUUAUUCCAAUAAAGUUACACUCAGUUUAUUAGAUUUACACACAUGUGAGUGAGCAGCCUUAGCGCCUUAUCAGGAAUGCAGAAAUUGAUAGGCCAGGUAGAGGAGGACAUGAGAGGAAUGCAGGUGAAGCAACUGAGCUGUUAUUAUCCCGCUCGCAGACAGUCUCGCAGUAAUCACUUGUCUGGUCUUGCCCGCUGGAAUCUUAACCUUUUCUUAACUAUCCUUCCUGCUUUCUCUGUUUACUCGCAGCAGAGAGUGUCAUGAAAGUAUUGUAAUGUGUAUCAACUUGUAGUUGUUGACCUAACAGGAACUCAGAACUGAGUUUCAAACUUAUAUAGAUAGAGGAGAUGGUAAAGAAGAGAGAGUUUAUCGAGCAAUUACCAUUUGGAACACUUUACCGACAAUGAUCACGGAAGCACCUAGUAAGGCUAGUUUUAAGAGACUCCUUAAAAGACACCUGACAAAUUACACUAAUCUUAAUUGUAAUCUUAACUGACUUUUAAAUUUUUGUUUAAUUUGUUUGCUGCUUGUUUUUUUCUUGUUGUUUUGUUUUUGUUUUUGUUUUUGUUUUUUGUUUGUGGUUUGCUUUUACUGGACUUUUAUUGUCUUGAAUGACCUUUGCAAGACUUAACAUGUUUUAUUGAAUUAUGUAUUGUUUUGUCUUGUAUUGUAUUGUUUGUUUUAUUUGUGGACCCCAGGAAGAGUAGCUGCUACCUUGGUGGCAGCUAAUGGGGAUCCGUAUGAAUCAAGAAUAAAGAGUAAAGUUAUCUAUUCUACUUGAGUCUACAUGUCUCAGAGGUAAAAUUAUAACUUUUUGUGAAUAUUAUUUUGAACCUGAGUUUUGGUUUUGCAGGUUCAAAGGAGUGUGUGUCCACGAGGGUCAGCUUCACGCUCUCACAGAGGUAAGAAAAAAAAAUCAAGAACACAACAUUUCACUUUAGAGUUGGUGGAGCUGGACGUCUGUCAAUAUUUUCAGUGAGUGUUGUGAACAUGACCACAAAACUCUCAAAGCAGUGAGUCAAAAAAAAAACAUUUGAUAUGCAGUCUACAUUUGUUCCUAAUGAGGAUUAUUCAAACACUGACGGCUGAGGAUGCUCAAGUAGAGAGCCAUCAGUAAGUUCUUCCUUUCAUACAUAGUUACACUUUGCAGACUGUGUCAUUGGGAACACUUAAUGGGAAUAUGAUUCAAGGACCUGGGACUGAACCUCCAACCUUCCCAGGGAUGAUGAGCUCUCUCACUGAGCCUCAUCCAUCCCUGUAAGGUGCAGCACCUGGCAGUCUCCCAUCCACGUACUCACCAGCCCCAGCCCUGCUGAGCUCUCCAGAUCGGAUAAGUUUGGGCGUGUUCAGAGCGGCGUGGCUGUGAGCAUGUGUGAGAGCGCGCCAUUUACAACAGGGCUUUUACACAGUAUGUUCUUACUGUGUCCUUAAGGUGAAGAACACGUCAUCCCUGCGCACAACACAGCAGCCGCUCCAGCCUGUAAUUGUGGACAAACCAUUAGAACUGAAUGUCCUGACACGUGGGCUCCGUGUGUGUGUGUGUGUGUGUGUGUGUCUGUGUGUGUGUGUGUGUGUGUGUGUGUGUACGUGUGAGGGAGAAUUUGAUACAGCAGCUAAUAAAAUCCUCCAGAGAUGCUUAAUGUUAGGACUGACACCAUUAGGGUUACAGUGAGGGAUGUUUUCUGGCUGCACAAAGCCUAUAUUUAACCGGAGUGUGUUUAUCUGUGCGUGUGUGUGUGGUAGUGGGGGACAGAUUAGAUUGCAUUAGUGGUAAUCAUUAAUUUGUCAUGGAAAACUGUUGAUAAGCAGCUGAUAUUAUUACCCCCCUAAUUAGAAGAAUCAACACGAGAAAAGUAGGGCUCUACUUUUGUGGACCGGGAGGAGAUGAAGAGAAAAAGAGUAAAUAUGAAGUAUGAUAGAAGAUGGUGUGUUGAUAUUGCGUUGACCCAUGGCCUGAGUGUUUGUGAUGAUUCAUAAGGAGUUGAAACAUCUUUGAAAGAUAAUUUCUUAACCCUUAAGGUCCUUACACACCGGGAACGACGCAAAUAUAUAACGCAAAUUUACGAAAUAUUCGGAGGCGAAUUUUGACGUGCCUGACUUUACACAUCAAAUGCGAUGCGAUUUUACGUCCCAGGUGGAAGCGAGAAGACUGACAUAACAGCAGACUGACUGUUUUUCAGUUCUGAUUAGACUCUAGUGUUGAGAUGUCUGUCUGUCAUGAUAGCAUGUACUGAGUUGGGGCCAGUACCAGAUAAGCACAUUAAACUAUAAUUCAUAAACGUAAGGUAACAACCGAGACCUAAUGGUGCUGUGACAGUGAAAAUACAUAUGGUAUGUUGUAUCUUAACAGGUUAGCUUACGAGCUAAAGUUACUUAGCACAGAUGAAAGUUAAAACAAAGACGUUUAGCAAACUGUUAAAGAACACAAACCAUCGUCAUAUGAGAAAUCUGAUGCUAUGACUCUCCACAAGUCGUCCUUCAGGUCGUUAUCUUUGUAAUAUUUGUGUCUUUUAUCAAAAAUCACUCUGUUCUCCGACACGUAAACAAUCAGCCAGUCGGCCAUGUUGGAUAAUCGGUAAAUCAGACGUCGCAACAACAUGCAAUCUGGUCAGAAGUGGACACACAGUAUGCAAAACUUAAGAAAAUUUGACUGUGGUAUGAAAAAAUAUACGCCGCAAUAUCGUCGCUGAUGUGCAUGCUUGUAUUGACAGGAUACGGGUUCGAAAAAAAAUAUUGACGUCUGAAAUAAUCGCACGAAAAAACGCUCCCGGUGUGAAAGGACCUUUAGAGUCAUAUGGACACAUUUUUAGACUAUUUUCAUUUUCAAAAAGAAUAUUUCUGACCCCUGGACAGAAAUUUGAAGCUAAUUUCAGAUUUUCUCGUCUUGCUUUAUCCCCCUGCCGUUUAAGUGGACAUUCAUUAAAGUACGGCGACAGCUCAGCACACAUCAAUACGAUUUGCACUCAUGCACAAAGGUCUCACACACAUGCACCUUUUUCACAGCUGACCCAGUGACUGAAGAAGGUUUGCUGUAAACAUGUUUGUGUUUGAAUGCACAGUCAGUGGGGAGAAUGCAUGCAAAUGUGGGCAAACAGAACAAAACAUGCAAUUCAUCCGACACUGAAGAAAGAACACACUGUUAAAGAUGCUUACAGACACACACACACACACACACACACACACACACACACACACACACACACACACACACACACACACACACACACACACACACACACACACGUACUGGGUUACACUGCUGCAGUGCACAGUGAAGGUCUUUAUUGUUGCCUUUACCAACAAAGACAACAGUGACUUUCUGCAGCUCCAUAUCUAAGCAUGCUAAAUCUGCUUCCUAUGCUCUUGCAGAGUGAAUCCAUACACUGUGAGAAGAGCGUCUGAGUCUGCACUAACACACGCUGCGGUGGGUCUUUUUUUCCUGCUGCAGGGUAAACAGAUCCUGUUGUGUUGUGUCAGGUCCAAACUGGCUUCUGUGACCCUGGUAGCAGACUCGUGCUGUUUUGUUACCUGACCCCCACUAUGAGGCCGUGCUCAGAGGAAAUGGAGAAUUAAGUUACUGCGUGGCCCCAGGCUACCUCCAGAACCCUCUGUGCGUGGGACGGACAGAUGCACACGUGUGUGAAUGUAAAAGCACACUGCAAGAAGCAACGAAGGCUAAAUAAAACUUCACUCAUAGAUAGUUUUAGUUCUUUUCAUGACCAUUACGCAGAGGGAUUCAGGGGCUGAUUAUUGGUUUGUGUGUAUAAUCAGUGAGUUCAAUGCUAACAAAAACAAGGAUUUAUGCUGCGUUCCAGUUGUACUAGGAAGUCGGGAUUUCUGAGCUCUGAGUCGGAAAUUCAUCUGGAACGCCCCCCUGAAGUCGGACCCCAACUUGACAACAACGUCAUAAUCCAAGAUGGCAGCACAGUGCAUCAAUAGUAAAGAGUAAAAGUGAAAGCUCUCGUAAUGUAUUAUUUAUUAGCACUUCUGUUUUGUUUUUGUGAAAUUAAAUAAGUAGUAUAUGUUGUACUGCCCAACGUCUAUACAGUCUUUGGAAGCAACAUUACAACAUAGCAUAAGCAGUUCAGAGAGAGGAGGGCAGGGAGAGGAGCGGGAGUGUGGAUUUGUGUGUGCCUGAAAAGCCAAGGGACAGAAUAAGCAUGAUCAUGAGUGUGCAGAAGUGCUAACAAGUCACUUAAAUGUGUGUGAUGCAGAUGUCAAAUCAUGCUAAAUCAUUUCUUAUAAUCCUGAUUAUGAUUCUUGCAAUCACCGAGCAGCCCUAGUCACUGUGUCUCCAUUUAAAGGAGCUGCUGCUGUCACUCCCACACUGGAGUAAAGCACGUGUAGUAUGUUGUAAACUCCACUUGUCCCAGGCUGAAGCUGAGCAAAAGUCAACAUGUCUGGAGAAGAAAAUCAAGAGAGUGACAGGGAGUGUGAGCGCAGGAGGGAGGGAAAGCUUCUGCCAAUGUUGAUGCUGAAUGAACAGGAUGAGGAGAAUCACGGACAAAACUUGAGUAUUUAAAGGAAAAGUUUGUGACAUGAUCUCAGGGAACAUGAUCUCUAAGGGCAGUGUUUUAACUGGCCUGAGUGGACGAGUGAAACGUGCAGUCAGCUGGCCUGGAGUCUGUCUGUCUGUCUGUCUUGUCUGUCUGAGUUAGUCAUGCCUGUAUUAUGACAAAACACCCGAAAAUUAAAUAUAUUCAGCGCCAGAAUGAGGUGUUUCUAACACUUUUUAAUAUUUCUUGCCUUUUUUUUUUACACUGAAUAUAAAUUUAAACUGAAAUAAAUGUUAAUAUCCGCAAUCUAGUGAAUUUCUCUCAAAAGCCCAGCUAAGAUACAAUGAUACAUCAAAUUUGUUGAUACCCCCCUCUCUCUCUCUCUCCGCUGCACCUUCUGGUCUAGAUUAUCGAGCUCAAUCCCGCACUAAUGCACUUUACCAGAAAUGCAUCUGCAAUCAUAAUCUGAGCGAACGGUAAGUCAUGACCCCCGGCAGGAUUAUACCGCUGUUUGAAGCUGCUUCCUGCAGCAAACAACGAUCCUUUGUUUAGUUGAACCUGAAGCACCGACAGUAAUUUUCCCAGCGUAGUUGUAACCGGCCGUAUGUUUCUCAUUUCCUUUGCACCCCAGGUAAUGCAUGAUCACAGAGAGGCACAUGUAUGGCUCAAACAUGUGCUAUGUCAAGUAAUUACUGCAGUGUAUCAGUAACUUCACAAAUAGGAUCAGGUAAAUUCCAGGGGAAAAUACCUUGCCUGAAUAAGAGGCUUUUUUGAACAAGAGUUAGUUUUAGUUGACACAGCAGGUGCACUCUACUGCUAAACCGUGUGAUUUGCAUUUUUUCACCAGAGACACUUUGUACUCGCUGCAUUUCCCAAAGCAGCGAUGUGUGAAGUCAAAGCGGCUGCUAUUCUGAUCCAAACUAAAAUGAUGAAUAAAGGAAGUUGGAUUAGUCUGAGUUUGACUUACCUUCAGGAGCGUUUUCCCCCGUUAACCCGCCUCCCCUUCAGCAGACAGCAGAUGUUGAACUCUGUGGCUACUGAGGAAUUUGUUGUAUAAAUACUUUAAUCCUCUGAUGACUUGAAAUGGGGUGUAUUUGUGUGCGUGUCAGGACGUUUGAUGAUAUAAGGAGCUCAACCUUUUGCAAACGGGGGUUAAAGCAUUGCUUUAUAUCGUAAUUGACGAAUCCUCUGAAUUUUUUUGACUUUUCAAAAUAAGAGCAACAGAUCGUUAUACCAGUACUCACUUACCUUAAAUAGAAAAUGUUGCUUUGGCUGCAUGAACGGAUCUUAAAUAAGCAAGAGUAUGUGAUUGUCUGCUCAGUGCUACUCCAUUUAAAACUAGGGGUGUUCCAAUAUAACAUUGAUAUUGAAUAUCGGUCCGAUAUCAGCAAAAAAAAAAAGAAUAUUGGAUUAUAUCGGCCUGCAGCUUAGAUCCCGAUAUCAGCACUCAGAUACAGUGGUCCAUUCCAGACUCCACUCUGGCACUUCUAUCCUGCAGCGCCUGGAUCCAGCAUGUAGCGCCCAUGUGAUCACAAUAACAGUGUGUACUGAUGCUGCGUUCGAGUAACCUCGGAAGUCAGAAGUCCGAGAUGAAGAUGACGUUUCACCGGAGUUACUAGCGUUUCAGUUACUGGAAAAAAAGCAAAAUCGGAGUCGGAAACAAGACGGCUACAUCUACGAAAGUUAUUUUAGCGCUUGUCUUGUCAGAAUAUAAGGCAAGCACUAAAAUAACUUUCGUAGAUGUAGCCAUCUUGUUUCAGGCUUUCGAUUUAGCUUUUUUCCAACUUCGUAACUGAAAUGCUGGGAACUCAGGUGUGACUUCAUUUUCAGCUCUGACGUCUGACUUCCGACGUAACUCGAACGCAGCAUAAGGCUCUAACAAAGUAGUAAGGAGUAGUAGUGAUGUCGGCCUUGUAGCAGUAUUUUCGUUUCAGUCCAGAAGAGCAGCUGAGUAAAAAACUUGAAAUGCACAAUAUCGGAUCAAUAUCGGUAUCGGUCAAUAUUGAAGGAUACAAUAUCUGUAUCAUAUCGGAGGUUAAAAAGUUGUAUCGGGACACCCCUAUGAAUAACAUUACUGAGGUCAAGAGUGCAUGGAAUGGUCAGGUUACGAUGAGAGCGCCCUCUGCUGGAUCAUACAAAAAGAUACUUCAGGCGGCGUAAUUUUGAGAUUUUACCGGCUGAACCACAGAAACACUUUAGAUACAAGCAGCAACGGAAAAGUUGUGAGGGAUGUAAACAUGGAUUCAUCUGGAAAAGUCACGCACAGCUCAAGGGGAAUACGGACAUUUGUUUUUGUAAAGCAGCUUACAAAGUCCACAGAGCAGAAUCUGAUAUUGUCGGGUAUAUCUUUAAACUCAUUCUUCAAUUUUUCUUUUUACGUUAGUUGUAAAAUAUACAAAGAUGAAGAAGAAAAGAAUCCGAUCUGCUCGAAAGUUCAUUUUUGUAGAGAAAUAAGAGUCCACCUCCAGUCAGCAUCAGCCCACAACCAAACCAGACCAUCCCAUUAACCGAGCACUAUCUCGUUAAUACUGGUGAUUAUAUUGUGUGAAAACAGAUUAGUGCGUCUGUGUGCUUGCAUGCGAGCAGCGAGGUCAGACAAGUUCUUCUGGAUCAAAGCUGGAAGACAGAGUGAAGGACCCUCAGAUACGUCUAAACCCUCUGAGCUGAUUUCUUGGCUCGGUCAGACGAUCUACUCUCUUGCACGCAGAGAACUAGCAGCUCUAUGAGCCAGAUUUUAUCCAGCCAGUUGGUCGAUACCUCAGCCAGCCUACAGGCCACCAGGCAGGCCGUCUGUGACCCAAACCACCCACCAUUGGUCCUCACUGUGAGCCAGCUGGACAGGCAGUUGCUUUGUUGUCAUGUUUGUAGCUUUAUGUGGUUAGACCCACACUCGAUAACUCAUUAAUUUUCAGGCCGUCUAUGCUGUCCGUGGUUUUAUACUCACACUUGGUUCAAACAUCUCACAUUCAGUUCCUGUGAAAUGUUGUUCGGCAUUUCCUGGCUCACUCACAUGAUAACCACAAGCGGCUACUGAUGAAGGUUUUUCUCAUCAUAGGGUUACAAUGUUAGUCCUGCAGGAUCUUACUUUAUCCUCCCUUCGUUGUUUUUUGAGACUUUUUUAAUGUUAACAUGCUUCAUUGGUUUCUCCAUCUCUCUUCAGUACAUCAACGGUGGAAAUCUGGAGCAGCUUCUGGACAGCAACAAACACCUGAGCUGGCCCAUGAGAGUGAAACUGGCCUGUGACAUCGCCAGCGGUCUGGCCUACUUGCACUAUAAAGGCAUAUUCCACCGGGACCUCACCUCCAAGGUCAGCCAGACGGGUUAAUUGGUUAUUGAGAAGAGAAACCUAAGCUAAGAAUAGAAGUUCAGGCCUAGCUUUGUCGCUUUCUUCAAGCUUUGCAUUUUCAGACUGGUAACUGUCUGUUUUGUGGUUCGUGACUUGCACAGUUCAUUCUCAAUCUUAGACAGCUCAGGAUAAGAUAUCAUUAAAUGUUUUAUACAGACGGUAAAGUGAUCCAGCCUCUGGACUUGCCUGUCUGCUCUUUGACUUGAAAACCUGUUAAUUUCUCUGUAAAAGAACACGGUGUCACAGUCAGAUGUGAUGAUGAUCAGUACCAGGCAGUGUCUAGCGUUCCAACUUGACCGGAGGCCAUGUUGGCAUGGAUCUGGCAUGGAACAGCACAGGAACAGCAUGCACUCUGCUGAAAACUCAUCCCCGCUCUGAACCCUGUUUGUCAGACCUCACUCAGUCGAAGCAUCUAUCUAUCUAUCUAUCUAUCUAUCUAUCUAUCUAUCUAUCUAUCUAUCUAUCUAUCUAUCUAUCUAUCUAUCUAUCUAUCUAUCUUCCUACUAACCUUCCUACCUACUACCCUUCCUUCCUUCCUUCCUUCCUUCCUACCUACCUACCUACCUACCUACCUACCUACCUACCUACCUUUAUUUAUUGUAUUAUACCUUUGAUUAUUGUAGUUCACUGUUGCCUCCCUCUAUAUUAUAUUUUACCCUAAAAACCUGAUCCUGGUAGUCAGGCUUUCUAAUGAUUUGUUAAGGUUACGUUAUUUGUUGACAUAGUUUCCAUGACAACCCAGCACCAGUUGACACUCUGUUUUGUUUAUAAUGUCAGAAUUUACACAGUGUGAAGCACCGAGCCUGUUGUGUAACAUCUCUGAAUGUCUCCAUAGUUCCUAUUUUCUGUAAACAGACGAUGAGAUGUCCGCACAGUCGAAUAUUAUCGAAGGCUUCACUUCAAUCAGGAAGUGAAGGUUUGCCUGAUAGUUCUGAGCUGCUAACUUUUCUUCCUUCCAGCGUCACGACUUCCUCCACUUCACCACGCUAACAUGAAAACGAUAAUGUUUUUCUCUCCUUUCGCAGAACUGUCUGAUCAGAUGUGACGAUAACGGCUACACAGCAGUGGUGGGAGACUUUGGCUUGGCAGAGAAGAUCCCCACCAAUCUGUAAGGAGCUCUCCGCUCAUUACCGCUCACAGCUAGACCUUCAUGUAUUCACAGAUCAGGCUCUUUUUUCAUUCAAAUGUGUAACUUAUGUAACGCACUAAUCAGUCCUUUCCCUAUUGACGCCGUCGAUUCUCAUGAAUGUGUCGUAUAAAGGAGGCUGUCGCUGAACUCUUGACUUGACAGCGCUUUGCAGAUGCUUUAGUUCGCCCUUCUGGUUUCUGAUGGCUUAAUUACUCUGCGGUUGAGUCUCAGCUGUCCUCACCGGCCCCUGUAGACUCAUGGGCUGUAAACAAAACCUUCUCUAUGUGCUUUACUGGCCGAUCACCAACAGUAAACAGACAAUUAGCGGGUGGCGGAUGAUCACGUAGUUAUCGCCCGAACUAAAAGAUAAGUAGAUGUUGGACUUAACAGAUUUCUUAUGCUGUGUACUUGAUAUACAAACUGCAACUAGCUUAUGUGUUACUAUCAAAAAUUAAAUAAUACAUUUAUAUUGUAGAUGUGCAACAAUCAGCAGGUUUUGAUGAUUUCUAUGCCCCCUAGUGGCUAAUAAUGUGGCAGCUUUAAGGCAAACAUCUGUACAAUUUUAACAUUACAGUUCUUACAGUGAAACUUCCCAUAUGAGGUGGGUUUACUUUUCAAAAUUCACAUAUAAAAGGCAGAAAGUAACUUCUCCAAAGUGCCUUUUAAACACAAAUAUAACAAAUGCAUUGCCAAAUACUUCACCCUGUCUCUUAUCUGGAGUAAGUCGUCAUUUACACACAACGUCCCCGGGGUCGGGUCAUGUUGUUUACGGGGUCAAACUGAGUUCACAUGAAGCCAUAAGGAGAACUAAACAUUUAAUCUUCACCUCUGUGUUCAGGAUUUCAUGACAGUAUUUAGCAUGAGUCACCUCAAAGACUCUCAAGUGUGUCACAUAAUCCGGCGCUUAAACAUCAUCAUAGAGCAAAUACAUGAAACGUGUUUGAAAUAACCUUCGUCGAACCCUGUGUUUGUUUUUGUAGCGCUGAGAAGGAGAAGCUCUCAGUGGUCGGUUCUCCUUUCUGGAUGGCUCCUGAGGUGCUGAGAGAUGAAUCCUACAACGAGAAGGUAACGUCACCUGCUUUUACAUCUAACCUCCGCCACCAUAAAGCGAGAACAGAUGUCAGCUGAGAUUGUGUUUGAUAUAAACUCAUAAAAGUUCAUAUUUCUCUCGAUCUUGUUGUGUUUUCAGGCUGACGUCUUCUCCUACGGUAUAAUCUUGUGUGAGAUCAUCGCGAGGAUCCAGGCCGACCCGGAUUUCCUCCCUCGCACCGAGGUGACUGCUCAUCAACUUGUCCUCACAGUCAUCCAUCCUCCUGUUUGCUUUGUACACAGGAUGAUCUGUUUGUGUCCCGCCAAUGAUACCCUAUCCUACCCUAGUGCCGCGUAACAAUCACAUGACUCAAAGUUUAUUUUUUUAUAGGGAGAGGAGAUUUCAACUCUUUUCUGUAUAAAAACGAUUGGAUGUUGAUGUUGAAAACCUAACAUAGUUUUCCCUUAAAUUCACCCGUAUCUUGACCCUCUAAAUUUUUACUCGGCAAAGAAGAAACUCUUAAGUUUUGAUCAUUUGCACAAACGCAGGUCUAGAUUGUCUGAAAACAUUUCUUUGAAAGCAGCUUUUUCCCUCAUAAUUACAAACUAAAAUCAGAAAAAUGCACCUCACUGAUUUCAGACGCCUGCAGGAUCACUUCAGAGGAGUUAGUCUGACAUGAAGUGCGUUUCUGCAGAUUUAUAGUGUCCGUCUUUAUCCCGCUUUUAAAGUAAAUAGGAAUUUCCUGCUCGACUUGAAUCCAUCCAUCUCUUCUUCUCUCUCCCUCCGACUUUAACAGAACUUCGGCCUGGACUAUCACACGUUCCAGCACAUGGUCGGAGACUGUCCGCCUGACUUCCUCCAGCUGGCUUUCAACUGCUGCAAUGUGAGUUGAUGAUUAUAUAUUAUAGAUGAUUAUUACAAUCUUAUGUAAUCUUGUGUUCCUGAAGGUUAAAUCCAUCUAGACAACGAACUUUGUGCGUUAAAUGAACCGUCUCUUUGUUGUUUUCCUCGAUUCCUCCGCUUGUGUUUUUAAUUUCUUAAGUAACUAUUAAUCACUUGUUCAGAAAUAGAGGGGCAAUCUGAUUAUCUGAUAAUCUGAUUGAGCUCUUUGAGGGAGAGGGAAAGGGGGUGGGGGGUGGUGGGGGUCUUACAUUUAAUAAAAGCUGGAUCAGCUGCUCACUCAGGUCCUCGUCAUCGUACAACAUUCAUUCGAGUCUGAACAGUAAGAGUACAAAACUAAAUCAAAUACCUUUUUAAUGAGUUUGAACCGCUGUAGUUUGCACGCACUCUGUUAGAAUUACUGAAGUAGAUUUAAGUCGAUUUAUUCGUCAAAAUGACGAACAGUAAAGGGCGAGGGAUUUAAAGGUUUGGGGGCACCCUGCUGGUUGAGCCUCUAUCCCCUCUCAUCCUUGUCUCUUGUCAUCAUCCUCUUCUCUACUGUCUUCGUCUCCAUCAAUAAUCCAGUUUACAGUUUUACAUUUUUAUAUGAAAGUGACUUGCUGUGUUAUCUCAGUCCUGUUUUAUUUAUAAGUGGCUUUAGUUUGGUGUCUAUUAUAUGAAAACUUAAUCUUGUGUUUUACUUGUAUGAACGAGGUUUGAGCAUGUGUUUCAUUUGGACUGCUAAAGCUCAUCAACAAUCUCCCUUCAGAUUUCAUUGAAAACUAACAGGAGAACUUUGAUGUCACUUUAAUAAUGUUCAUAAUAAUUAACUAAUAAUUAACUAUUCAGCUCUUGGACACUAAUGUCUUUAGGGACAUGAUGAAAGUUAAUAUCAUAAUUAACUUUCUUACGAGAUAACGCACACACUUGUUCCGAGAUUGUCCUCUCUGUUAGUCAGCCUUCAUAGCGGGGUUGGAGCUUAGAUUUGUGAUGUAGGAAAUCUCACUGUGUCUGAGUCUGCUGUUUGGGUCUGAUUACUCAAUUAAUCAAUGGAAUAUUCAGUAGAACACUCAAUUACUAAAGUAUUCGAUAGCUGCAGCCCUAAUAGAAAAGCACCAUUUUGUAUGUUUUCUGAGUUCAGCAUGUAACUGUGAAUUCAUCUCACUCUUCUCUGUGUCUCCUGUUCGCCCAGAUGGACCCAAAACUACGUCCAUCCUGCCAGGACAUCGUGAGGCACCUCGAGGAGAUCCUCGCACGUCUCAAAGUCGAAGAGCUGGUGCACGAGUGUGUUCCUCUGAGCGUGGAAAACGACAAGAAGAGCAUACCCAAAGGUGACAAUGAUACGAGGACGCGCUUUCAUGUAGUCGUGUAUUUGGUGUUGAACUUCACUGAAACUUCCCGUCUCUCUCGUCACCGGUUCCUCUUACAGAGCCGACUGUUGCUCACGUUUGUCCAGUAUGUUGUGUUUACUCUGCUAAACACGCUAAACACACAACCAGGUGUGUUAAAACUGGACUUAAAUACUUUUGAAGUCCUCAGUUUAUCAGAGGAGGUCCAUCCUUAUUACAAGAGUGAAAGCCCAGUUACUUAUUUAAGGACUAAAGAGGCUCUGGUCGCUGAUAAUAAGAGAAAAGUCAGUCUGUCUGAGGAGGGAAACCGGUCCAGAGUCAGGACUCCCAUAAUGAGUUACUGGAUCCACGCAGGCCCAGGUUUCACUUCUAAUCUGGUCGAGAGUCCAGCUGCCUGCUGGGACCAGCGUGGAGUCAGGAGGCGGCGAUGAAACGGCUCCUUCCUCUCUAUCCCGGGGUGUAUGAACAAAAACAGUCAACAUUUGAUAAAAGAAGAUGCAGGAGGGUUCGAUACUCAAAACAAACACUUUUUUAUCACUUCUUAGUCUUGUGCUGUAACUCCUGAUGGAGCAACAUGAUCUUAAAACACAGCCAUGGUUUGUUAGCAGUAAAUAUUUCUCAUACAUAUCUUUUAUUUUGUGAAAAACACAAACCUGAUCCGACAGUUCUCACUCCUCGUCUGCUGUAACACAACUUCAUGAGCGUCUCCUCCUGCUGCUGCCCCCUCCUCCUCCUCCUCCUCCUCCUCCUCUAGCUCGCUCUCUUUUAGUCUGAUAACAUCAACAUUUCCUGAAAACCAGGAUGAACCUCAUCGAGGGGAAUAUUUUUCUUGCAUAACAGAUUUUAAUCCAAAUAUUUUAAUAGACCGGCUUUUGUGGUCCUCAAGAGUAAAGCAGGCACUUAUUCCAGUCGUUUCCUGGCAUACGUGAGACACACAAUUCCCUCAGAAGUACAAGAAUAGUUUGUUAUGAAUGAUAAGAUGUUUCUGCGGUGAGCUCAUUGUUUAUUUACCUUCUACUUCUGCAGGUUCAACCACACUUUAGUGGAGAUUCCUUUGUAGUUAAACUCAUUAAGUGGCUUUUGUGAUGUUUAAGAAACUCAGGAUUGAGUCUGUGCUGCCUCCUAGUGGUACCUUAAAUUAUCUUUGAACCGUCGGGGCACCAAAGGACAAUAUUUAUGUGUUUUUCUUUCUCAAAGGUGACAAGAUCCAGGGCUUCAAGCGGCUGAACCCCCUCGGUUUCCAGGAUGAUAAAAUUCCUCCUAAAUCUCCCCGCCCCCGACGAAACAUCUGGCUCAGCCGCAGCCAAUCAGACAUCUUCUCCUGCAAAGCAGGAAGAAAAGUCAACGUCCAGGACCCUUACUACAACCCCCCUAUCAAUCAGCGGACUUCCAAAGCUCGCAAGAUCAACCCGUUCACCGCCCGAGAGGACCUGUGCGGAGGCAAGAUCAAGUUCUUCGACGUGCCCAGCAAGUCGGUCUUCUCCCUGGUGUUCGACCUCCACUCUCCUCCGGGGAGCGCGUUCAGUAACCAGCCGUCUUCGCACGGAGGAGCACAACAGGAGGCGUACUACUGGCAACAGCUGCCAGGAAGACAAUGUCACUCCUUACCAGUCUCACCACAGCUGCCCCGCUCUGAGGUCUUUCACCUGCCGGCUGCUGUGGGCUCCAACAACAACGGCACGGUUACCUGUAACUCCAGCCAGUUCUCCACAACGCUGCCAGGUGAGUUCAGGAGGACGCAUGAUCUCUAAAACCUGCUUCAUAUACCAAUUAAAAACUCACAGCAGCAGCUAAUUGUAACUAGAUUAGAUUAGAUUAGAUUAGAUUAGAUUCAACUUUAUUCCUGAACGACACGGUGGAGCGGCGUCUGUCUCACAACCAAUCAGGUUGGGGGAGGCGGGGAACGGCUUUGUUUACAGUCAGAAAGAGCGGAGCGCUCUGAAAUUUUAAAAUGUUGACUACACAGACAUAACAAAACACAGGGAUAUCGCGAUAUUCCCAAAGGUCAUCAAUAACUAAUAUCUAUUGACUGAUAUUAAAAGCUUUUUUGUAUAUACACCACAAAAAAAGAUGUUUCUUUAACGGAUUCCUGCCUACCCCACCUUUAAUGCUUAUUCAUGAAACAAGCACAUCAGCAGCAAAAUCAUUGAUUAUUAUAACAUCAUUUUUAAUCCCUGAAAAAAUUUCCUCAUAAAAUAUUCACAUUACACAAUACGUUUGACCGUCAGAAAGUCGUAAUUCAAGCAAGUAGACGACAAGAUAAUAACGACUGUUUUGUCCACACAAAAUUGACAGUUCCUCACAGGAGCUUUAAACAACCUUAAAACUCAAAUUAUGAUACCUCAGCUUUAAAACGUUGGUGUGACAGUCAUAGAGUAGUUUGAUUUGUCUAAAUGACCUACAGCCUUUAAGUGUAAACAUGAUUUUAGACGUCUUUGUGUGCCUUUAUUGGAGAGGGAAGGAUUGUGGGUAGAGCUGGAAAUGAGGAGACUUUCUGCGUUGAGCUUGUCAUAAAAAAGGGUUUUAAAAAUAAGAAUUUACACUAUGAGGAAAAGACUGAAACUUGUCCUGUUAGGUUUUGUUUUAAUUGUUAAAAAAGUGACUUUUCUACAUCUUUGUUCUAAAGAGGUCAAACAAAACUCAGUUGCACAAACUUCACUUCCUGUGUACACAGAAGUGUGACUGAGGCCUCUGUGUCGUCAAAUUAGCUCAUGUUAAAAACUGCUUGACCACAAGUUAUCGGAUACUAAAUAUGUCACUUAAGACGAAGGUAUGAUGUUGAUUUGAAAGGUCAGAGUGACACUUCCUUUCUUCUUUUUUGUUUCGAGCUCAUUUUUGACCCAACAGUCCUGCACAGAUAUUGUUUCUUCUUCUUCUUUGCGAAUCUUAAUCUGCAGCUUUUGUAUCAGCGUUUGUUUUCAUUCUGCAGGCAGAGAGUUUAAGAGUUGAUCAAUGGCAGAAAGUAAAGAUUAUUUUAAUGAUGAACUUUUGGUCUGAUGCAGGCCUGACGGGAAACGACGCACACCUAAAGGCCCCUCUGAGCAGCUGGGCGAAGAAAUACGUCGUCGUCGAGAUCCCGCCUUACUGCAGGCAGAGAGGAAGGGAGGAGGACGGAGAGCUGGAAGGAGGGAAGGAGGGUACAGAGGAGGAUGAGUUUGGGGAGAGCUGGUCUCCGAUGGUCCCGAGCAGCGAAGGGAGAGACAGCGGGGAGGCGAUGGACUGCUCCAGCAGCCUGGAGGAGGAGGAGGAGCGAGACAGGGCGACGGACACCUGCUCUAUGUAACUCACACUCUACAUGCACAGACGGUGGUGGAUUUAAACACAGGAGGGGCGACUUUUAACCCUUUACAGGAGCAGACUGACAGACUGGACACAUUUCAAAGACUGUGGGACACAAGAUGAAAAACAGAGAGAGAAAGAGCACUUGAUGUAUCACAUGUUGAUGAGUAAAUCAAGCACACCUGGUGUAGAGAAAGGAGGUUUACCACUCAGGUGUGAUGGAACAAGCACACAGAACUGAGCGUCUUUCCUCACGUCAGUCAGAGAGAUUAUUUUUUUGAAAAGGUUGUUUAUAUUUAAUAUUGUGACAUGAUGUAGAUUAUUUUCCUUCAGAGGUUUCUUAUAUUUAGUGUCGUCUUGUCUGUGAAGAGGGGUACUGAGGAUCCCUCGUGUUGUGUUUGUGAGUGUUACACAUCGACCCUUGUGUUUUGAUACUUUCUCCUCGUGUCCUUUGUUAGACAAAUGUUUAUACUAAAUCAAAAGCAGCCAAUAUUUCCUGAUUUACAGCACAGUGCCGAAAAAAUUAGAGGUAUUUCACAAUAACUCAGUGCCUGAGAAACAAAUUUAACAAGAUACGUUUGGCGUGACAUGUGCAAAGGGCCAAAAUGGGCCGAAAACAGCGGAAUAACCCUUUAACCCUGCGUCUCAGAAAAAAGUCGAAGCACGAAAAAUCAAAGAUGUCCUUAAGAUACACGUGCCUGUAAAAUUUCAGGCAGAUCGGAAAAAGUCGACGUUCAUGGCGCUCUGUAGGGGGCGCUAGUGAGCUAUUUUUCAUCGUUUUUUUUGGGUCACUUUAAAACAUUACGAUGUUCGCCGGGCCCGACCUACCUAAACUUGGCUCGGGCCCUAAUGAGAGACAAACCAUCACGACAACCUCUGAGUUAGAGCCGCAGAGAGAAAUCUGCCUAGCAACAGCAGACUUCAGUUAAGACUUGAUUUGGUCCAUUAUUCUCUAUCUUAAAGCGCUGAAGGUUUCAGUGUAUGUGUCUUAAAAGGUCAAAUUUUACUAUUGUUACACAGAACCAGCUAAGCCUGGGUUUAAAGGAAUGACAGGCUCCUGAAGAUGACCAGUCAGUGAAUCAUGACUAAAGACAGCAGUGAUUUAAAUCAUGCAAAUGAUAUUAAAUAUCAACAAUAAUGAUAUUUUGUUCAUCGGUGUCCUUAAAAUUUGCUAUAAGACAAUAUGACGCUGGAGCUGAGGUGGUGAGUAUUUUCAGCUGCCCUCAGUUUGUUCAGUCUCACUUAUAAAAGCACAAAGUUUCUAUGUUUUAGAAAUAACAACUGACAAGAUUGUUGAUCAAGGAUUUGGGCCACAUUAUGGGAGAAAAAAAUGAGAUUUUGAGAAUGAAGUCGUGGAUGACAUGUUCAUUUGAGCGCAGACUAAAUUUGAGGUUCACGGGUUAAUUGCUGUAAAUUUAUGUUUUUUGCCUUAACCUCAUAAAUCAUUCAUAAAGUUGUAUUCAGCUCAUAAGUGUUCAGCUUUUUUGGUCAAUUUAUGAGUAAAAAAUGAAUCUUCAACUUUUUCCUGACAGUAAACAACUUUUUUUCUCUUAUUUUUGAACUUAAUUGAUUAAGUUACAGUUUAAUCUCAUGAAUUUAUUAUUUAAAUCUUGUAAAGUUAUUAAUUCAAGCUUGCAAAGUUACCGUUUCUUUGCUACUUUAUGACUUUUUCUCAUUAUAUUUUAACUUUGUUCUUAAAAUCUUUUUUUUUUUCUUGCCUUAAUGUGGCCCUAAUCCUUCAUGGUGUGAAUGAAAUAGUGUCUUUGAUUAAAAAAAAACCCACACUGGUGAAUUAAACUUUCCUAAAUCUGACAAUAGACCCAAAAGAGAGCUGAUGGUCCUGAUCUGUCGGUUCUUUUCAUUCGGAUGUGCCUGAUACUGAGUCUUGAUAGGCCUGCUGUGAGUGCAAACCAAGAGCUGGAGUUGGUUGGUGUGUUAGAAAAACUUUAAAGAUGUUUGGUUUGGUCAGUUGCAUUUUUACAAGCGCAAAACAAAUGUUACGCUGGAGAAAACUGUUCAUUGUCUUUCUCCGUAAACUUUACUUCAAGUGGCAUAAUUUUCCUUUCAGUCUCCUAAAGCUGAUGAUGUCCACCUGUGGUUCAAAACCUCAUUAGAGUCACCGUGUCGAACAUGAGGAGGCAACUUAACGACCAUUGAGCCUAAAGUCAACAGGUGGCACUCUUACAUUUGCAGUGAUGUGAGCCGGGUGCUUUUCAUUGACUUUUUUUUUCCAUCACUCAGCAUCGACUGAAAGGACAGAGAGGGAAACCAAGACUACACCAACGUUAUCGCUCUGAAGUUUGUUUGUAGUGGCAUCCUUUUUCUCUUCAAAGUCACAAAAAGCAAUCGCCGUUACAGCGUCUGAUCAAACAGAAUGACGUUAAUCUUAAAGGUCGCAACUUCAAAAUAAUGGUGUGAGAUUUUUCGCUUUUACACUCCAGUGAAUGUUUGAACUAGACGUGGAAGAGGUGAGAUUUGAGUGGAUGUUUCUUUUUCUUUCAAGAGUUUGAUUGUGAAAGUUUAAUAUCGACUACUUCAGUGUCACACUAAACGACUGUUAUAUAAAAAUAGGUUUAUAUUUUUUGAAGAUGAACCAUGUUUGCCUCUGCUCCAGCACUUCUUUAUGAUGCUUGAUACAUUCUGCUGAUUUCUUCAAUUGGAACCGAAUUGCACUCAUUUGGAUCUCCUCUAAACUUCUGAUCUCACUUUUCUAUGCAACCAAUGCAAUUUUUAUGAGGCUGUUUUUACAGCGCAAAAGAUCGAAUUUGAUAUUUAAGAGGAUACAUUUUUAAUGUCUUACAUUUGUAUAUUUGUGUAUAAAGUUUGUGUUACCUUCCUUGAUGAGAUGUUUUUGCUGAUUGAAUAACAAAGCUGUCCUUGUGAGAAA